Molecule: messenger RNA, 1820 nt
Organism: Colossoma macropomum (tambaqui)
Lineage: Eukaryota; Metazoa; Chordata; Actinopteri; Characiformes; Serrasalmidae
Product: renin binding protein
Exons: 11
Coding region: 188-1396 (402 amino acids)
Biological process (GO): N-acetylglucosamine metabolic process; carbohydrate metabolic process; N-acetylmannosamine metabolic process
Molecular function (GO): peptidase inhibitor activity; N-acylglucosamine 2-epimerase activity
Source: RefSeq, a predicted model, not a curated record
UUGGUCAUAUGAUAUGCUGCUGGAGCUUUUCCACUGAGGAGUCUGCGGCUCUGCGUUUCUGCUUUUCUCGCUUUUCUCUACAAAGUUCCGACACAAACCCGCGGUACUGAAGUUAGACAUGCCGUUCAGAUAGGACUGAGAGGAAGAGAGGCGAUUUCUUUUGGACCUUCACCGAACUGGCACUAUCAUGGCAGUACUGUUGGAGCAGUAUCGCAAGAGAAUACAGACUGAGCUGGACAGAGUUGUGGAUUUCUGGCUGAAAUAUUCUCAUGACGAACAAUAUGGUGGGUUUUUCACCUGCAUUGGAAAAGAUGGGAAGGUCUAUGAUGAACUUAAAUAUGUGUGGUUACAGGGCAGACAGGUGUGGAUGUACUGCCGGCUGUACCGCACAGUUGAAAGGUUUCACCGGCCUGAGAUCCUUGAAGCUGCCAGAUCAGGUGGUGCUUUCCUUCAGCGAUUUGCUCGAGUCCGGUCGUCAGAUGGUCCAGGGAAGUGUGCGUUCUGUCUGACGAGGGAUGGCCGUACUGUGAAGGUUCAGAGGACAAUCUUCAGCGAGUGUUUCUAUGUCAUGGCUAUGGAUGAGCUGGCCAGAGUCACGGGAGACGAAGAGAUGCAGGCUGAUGCAGAAAGUAUGAUGGAUCAACUGGUGCAUUGGAUCCGGGUGGACUCGUCGGGUCUGGGUCGGCCUCAGCUGCCUGGUGAUCCACCUGUCAACAGCAUGGCUGUUCCCAUGAUGCUCUUAUGUCUUGUGGAUCAGCUGACGGAGGGCAGGGAGAAGCAGGCAGAGAAAUACAGAGAGCUGGGUGACUGGUGCGUCAAACAGAUACUGCAGCAUGUACAGAGAAAUGGAAAGGCCAUUCUUGAAAAUGUCUCACUGGAUGGAAAAGAGAUACCUGGUUGCCAGGGACGUCUCCAGAACCCAGGUCAUGCCCUGGAGGCUGGAUGGUUCCUCCUGCAGUAUGCAAAGGCAAAAGGUGAUGCAAAGCUGCAGACAUCAGCAGUGGAAAUGUUCAUGGAGGUCCCCUUCCUCACCGGCUGGGAUGAGCAACAUGGAGGACUCUUCUACUUCCUCGAUGCAGAUGGGCAUUGUCCCACUCAGCUGGAGUGGAGUAUGAAACUCUGGUGGCCGCACUGCGAGGCUCUUAUCUCAUAUCUGAUGGCCUACAGUCACUUCAAAGAACCUGCACUGCUGGACAGGUUCAAACAGGUCUACGACUACACCUUCAGCCAUUUUCCUGACGAAGAGCAUGGAGAAUGGUUCGGAUAUUUGAGUCGUCAGGGUGAAGUAGUGUUGGACUUCAAAGGGGGACCUUUCAAAGGGUUCUUCCACGUUCCUCGAUGUCUCUACAUGUGCGAGAAGAUGCUGGAUCAUCUGCUUGCGACGAGCGAGUCUUGAACGUGAUUGUCUGUCUGCUGGGUGGCGUUCUGGAGCUAUGCAUCUUUAUUUCCUCUCAAACACAAGCACCACUGUAUAAUUUCUGCCACAGCAUGUAUGUGUUUACUCUCAUAAUCGAUACUGAGCCAACAUUAUUUGUAUUUCUAAGUGCCAACGUUUCACACAGAUGUGUAUUUUCGUGUCAUGUGUAUGAAUGGAAAAGGGAUCAGUUUUUACUACAAUGCCUUUAUAAGUAAUUAGUGGCCAGUACACAAACAGUUAAUUCCAGGUUUACACUAAGUUUACAUAGUAUAUACAUGGUUAAAAGGGACUGCAGUGGAGGAGAAAAUAGAGUCUUAAGCCCUGUUCAGAACUAUGAACAUUACACUUAUGUUAGUAAGAUGUUGAUCCUUGUUCAAUUAAAGGGGAAACUUACUGACUCUGA